AUGGACGGCCGCAUCAACGCUGAAGUGGUGGCGGUCGUGAGCGACGUGCCCACGUGCGGCGGCGUACAGUACGCGCAAUCGCACGGCAUCCCCACCCUCACCUACCCCAUACCCAAAAAGGGCGGCUUCCCGGGCCUCACCACCGAGCAGCUGGUUGAGGCGCUGACUCAGCAGCUGGGCGCCGAGUACGUGCUGCUGGCGGGCUUCCUUAAAGUGCGGGUUGUAGGCGGGGGCUCAAAGCUGCAGAUGAGGAGGCCGUUAUGA
Monoraphidium neglectum is the source of this 264-nucleotide messenger RNA. Its product is annotated as phosphoribosylglycinamideformyltransferase. Gene Ontology annotation, molecular function: phosphoribosylglycinamide formyltransferase activity. The transcript is spliced from 2 exons. Gene Ontology annotation, cellular component: cytoplasm; chloroplast. Gene Ontology annotation, biological process: 'de novo' IMP biosynthetic process. Lineage: Eukaryota; Viridiplantae; Chlorophyta; Chlorophyceae; Sphaeropleales; Selenastraceae. The record is from RefSeq and is a predicted model, not a curated record. Bases 1 to 264 code for a protein of 87 amino acids.